AUGAUCCGUUCUGCCGUUCACCAGUUUCGGCGCCGUCGCCCUGAUGCAGCCAAUGUUUCUCGUCUCUUAUCAUCGGCCAAUACUAGUUUCUCAUGGGAACUCCAACCACAAGAUUCUGUUUGUUCCGACAAUGGACGUUGUCAUGAAAAGGCCUUGAGGAGAGUAUCCUCCUUGCUGUCAUAUGCGACGACGAGCCAUGCGUCUUCAUCCCUUAAUCAUCGCCAGCUGUCAACAAGAUGUUUCUCCUCUACAGCUCCCAACACGGACAGUGACGACAGCGACAGCGAUACUCCUGAAAGUUUUACCAUUGGCCAUCGCCCUGGGGUUCGAAAUGUGGCCAUUAUUGCUCAUGUCGAUCACGGCAAGACGACACUGGUCGACAAACUCUUGGCAACGACGCAGGCGGCAGAUGGCUUGUCGGAUCGAUUGAUGGAUUCGGGAGAAUUGGAACAAGAACGUGGCAUUACCAUUACCAGCAAAGUGACUCGAUUAACGUACAACAGCAGCAGUACCGAUGAUACUAUUACAAUCAACUGUGUCGAUACUCCCGGCCAUGCCGAUUUUUCGGGGGAAGUCGAUCGUAUAUUGAGCAUGGUGGAUGGAGUGUGCCUGUUGGUCGAUGCCGGCGAAGGCCCCAUGACGCAAACCAAAUACGUGCUGAGUCGAUCGUUGGCAUUGGGACUCAAGCCUCUAGUGGUCCUCAACAAGGUGGACCGACCCAAUGCCAUUGCACGAUUGGAGUCUGGUGAAACGGAAUCGGACUUGUUGGAUCUCUUUGAUGCACUGGGCGCAACCGAUGAACAAAUGGAUUAUCCCACGCUCUAUGGCAGUGCCCGGGAAGGAUGGAUGACGGACGAUCUGGACACCGCCUACCAAUUGGCCAGUGGAAAAGUGCAACCAUCCGAAAGCACCAGCAUGAAAGUAUUGCUAGAUGCCAUGUUGGGGCAUGUCCCAGAACCAGCCAUUCGACAAUACGAAACAACAGCAGCAGAUGAAGUGCAACCCUUUGCUUUGGCCGCUGUCACGGUCGGGAUGGACACGUACAUGGGGCGGACCUGUACGGGUCGCAUUGUUUCGGGGUCUAUUGCCUUGAAUGAUAAGGUACAAGUCAUUCCGAGAGAAGGACCUAUGGAAAACACGGAUGCGACAACUUUGGGAGGAAUCUGUGUCAAUCGAGGGAUUUCUCGAACGCCCUUGGAAGAUGGAAUGGCGCAUGCUGGAGAUAUUGUCACGUUGGUGGGAGUCCCAGAACACAUGGCAGUGGGGGAUACCGUCACUGGAGCUGAGAAUCCUGUGAAACAACCCAUUGAGACACCACCUGUCGCACCACCCACAUUGUCGAUGGAGUUUGGAGCCAACACGGGUCCGCUGUCGGGAAUGGAAGGAACCAUUGUGACGUCCUCCAAAGUCCGUGAUCGUCUCUUUCAGGAAACCGACAACAAUGUGACCUUAUCGGUCGCCAAGAGUGAAACAGACUCGGAGAAGACAGUUGUACUGGCGAGAGGAGAACUCCAGCUGGGGAUCCUGGCAGAGCAAAUGAGGCGGGAGGGAUUUGAACUCAUGAUUUCACCUCCCCGUAUCCUGAUGAAAGAGUGCCCCGACACGAAAAAGAAACUCGAACCGUUUGAAGAAGUCAUUGUGGAUGUGGACAGUGAGUUUUCAGGAACGGUUGUCAGUUCCUUGACGGGUGACCGGAAGGGAAUACUCAUGGAAAUGACGGAAAAUGCCGACGGCAAGACACGGUUGAUGUUUGAAGUCCCAUCGCGCGGUUUGCUGGGUUUCAGCUCCGAAAUUGCUACCGCCACCAAGGGAACCGCCGUUGUCAAUCAUUGCUACCUGGAGGAUCGACUGUAUGCCGGUCAGUUGGGCUUGGAUUCCUCUCGCUCCAAAAUUGUCAGCAUGGUUCAGGGCAAGGCAACGGCCUUUUCUUUGGGGAACUUGGCGCAGAGAGGGACCCUUUUCAUUGAACCCGGCGAUAUGGUGUACCAGGGAAUGGUCAUUGGCGAGAGCGCCAAGAGCCGCGAUAUCGACAUGGAUGUCAAUCCUGUGAAAGCCAAGGAUUUGACCAAUAUGCGGACUCAAGCCAAGGACGAAAAGAUCGUCCUGCCACCACCCAAGCGACUGUCGGUCGAAGAAUUGAUUGGCUACAUGUCACAAGACGAGAUCAUUGAAGUGACUCCCGACAAUGUGAGACUGCGCAAAGCCGAGCUAGAUCCCAAUGUGAGGGCACGAGCCAAGAAAGGAAAGAAAAACAAGAAAUAG
Seminavis robusta is the source of this 2262-nucleotide messenger RNA. The record is from the annotation of a GenBank genome assembly. NCBI's taxonomy places the organism in Eukaryota, Bacillariophyta, Bacillariophyceae, Naviculales, Naviculaceae.